Messenger RNA from Hibiscus syriacus, 833 nucleotides. Its product is annotated as kiwellin-like. The record is from RefSeq and is a predicted model, not a curated record. NCBI's taxonomy places the organism in Eukaryota, Viridiplantae, Streptophyta, Magnoliopsida, Malvales, Malvaceae.
AAUAUGCUAAUUAUCAUGGAAAACAUUUUAUUUUUAGCCUCUCUAUCUUUCUUCCUCUCUAUUAUCUCCUCUCCUUUAUUUUCUUCCAAUUGCAACGGCCCAUGCCGAGACCUGAACGACUGCUCCGGUCAGCUCAUUUGCAUCAGUGGCAAGUGCAAUGACGAUCCUGAUCUGGGGACUAGUAUCUGCCGUGGAGGUACCCCCACUCCACCAGCUUCACCAAACUGUCAACAGUCGGGUACGCUUCGAUGCAGAGACCAAAUCUAUCCCACCUACACAUGCUCACCUCCAGUCACGUCCUCCACCAAAGCUAAGUUGACAAACAAUGAUUUCAGCGAAGGCGGCGAUGGAGGAGGCCCAUCUGAAUGUGAUGAGCGGUACCAUAGCAACUCCGAGCUUAUAGUUGCACUUUCCACAGGUUGGUAUAACGGCGGGUCAAGGUGCGGGAAGAUGAUAAGGAUCAGAGCCAGUAAUGGUAGAAGCGUGACGGCUAAGGUAGUGGAUGAAUGUGACUCAAGAAAUGGGUGCGAUAAAGAACAUGCAUACCAGCCACCAUGUAAGAAUAACAUUGUUGAUGGGUCCGAUGCAGUGUGGAGAGCUUUGGGGCUGAAUAAAGAUUUGGGGAUUGUAGAUGUUACUUGGUCCAUGGUUUAAACUUUUAAUUACUUUUACUAUUACCAUAAUAAUAAUGGUGAUAAAAUCUUUAUUUAUAUAUAUAUAUAUAUAUAAACUAAGGUUUACAAAAAAGUUUAAACAAAAUAAUCCAAUAGUUAUUAUAAAUUCUGAUUACAUAUCAAUAAGAUUUACAUGGACACGUAUGUCUUCUAGAAGAA